AUGGGAACAACAGAUGACCGAUUUUCGGACCGUGGAUUUAGAAAACCAGAAUUUGUAGAACUUGAUGAGUAUUCUGACUUUGUCCAAGCAUAUGAGUCAGUCUUACAACGGCGACUUACGCGUUGGGAACAGUAUUUUUCCGCCCUACCAUCAAAAAAGAGCUCCAAAUUGAAAAGAUUUUGUCGUAAAGGAGUACCGGAUCAUAUUAGAGCGACAGUAUGGAUGCAUCUUUCGGGAGCUCAGGAACGAAUGGAAGCUAAUCCAAAUGCAUAUAGCAUUGCAGUUACUCAGAAACCACCAAAUAACAUUAUGAAUGUAAUAUUGGCAGAUGUUCCACGUACAUUUCCUGAGAAUAUUCAUUUCCAAGAUACCGAUGGUCCAAACAGUAAACUGGUGUCAUUGGAAAGAGUUUUAUCAGCGUUUGCAGUCCACUGUCCUAAUAUUGGUUAUUGUCAGGGUAUGAAUUACAUAGCUGCAGUACUUCUACUGGUUCUUGAUUGUCCUGCAGAUGAAGCUGAAGUCAAAGCAUUUUGGUUAUUAGAUGCAUUGGUUAAUCAUAUUCUACCAAAGUAUUAUUCAUCUGAUAUGUUGGCUGUACGCGUCGACUGUAUGGUGCUCAAUGAAUUAUUAAGAGAGAAAAUUCCCAUGGUGCAUAAAGUCAUCAUGAAUUCAGGUAUCAGUUGUACAUUGUUGGCUACAAAAUGGUUUAUCUGCCUAUUCGCUGAUGUUCUACCAAUUGAAACAACUAUUCGCAUUUUCGAUUGUCUCUUCUAUGAAGGUGAUAAAGUGUUAUUUCGUGUCUGCCUUUCAUUGGUUAGAUUACACUACAAGGAUUUAAUCCAAUGCAAAGAAUUCCCUGUUCUCAUUACAGCUUUUCGUAAUAUGUGCAAAGAUAAACAGACACUGUAUUGUCAUCAAUUUUUAGAAUCAAUGUUUCGAUCACAUGGUACUCUUUCAAGAUCUUUGAUUACAAAACUUCGUGAUAAAUUCACCCAACAGUUGGAAAAUGGUUUCGACGGAUAAUGAAUGACGAUGGUCGUGAUGAUGAUUUCUCUCUCUCUCUUCUCAACCAUGACAACAACCUCACGCAUGCUCUUCCUCACUGUGUUUGUCAAUCAUGGCUGCUGAAUAAUAUUAAAUAAUAUUUUAAAAAAUAAGCUAUUUUCAACUUUUAUGUUUCAUUUUUUAAAAUUAUUUUAAUUUCACCGCUUUAAUUUUACUUCCUUUUAUUGUUUCAUUUAAACAAACUGAUAUCCCCCCCCUUAACUCACAAGCAAAGAACAUAUGUAUUUUAUAAUCCAGUUUAUAUUUCUCUGCUCAUCCCUACUUCCAUUCAUCAAUUAUUCAUCACUCACAGUCGGCAAUUAAUUUGUUGAAUUUUUAGCUGGAAUGGGGGGAGACUUUUGACCCUCAUUCGGGUAUGCUGAUAGUCAAGAUUUCUAGUUUAUAUGUACAGAAAGUGUGAUUACUCCAGUGACAAUUGUCACGAUUAUUAUUAUUAUUAUCAAUUUCGUAAUUUCGAGUAACUGAGAUCUUCAAAUGUAUAAAAAAGGAACUUGGAAUAUACACACAACAACAAAAAAUGUAUGUAUAUACAAUGUUUUACUUGCUCACUUCUUCAAUUUAUCUAACUCUGUUGUUUAAAUUGUCAAAGUGAAGUUUCCGGAGCGGUUUUCGCUGUUGGUUGCCAUGGUAACAGUGGCGGAUAGUUUAACUAGACG
Messenger RNA from Trichobilharzia szidati, 1721 nucleotides. The record is from the annotation of a GenBank genome assembly. NCBI's taxonomy places the organism in Eukaryota, Metazoa, Platyhelminthes, Trematoda, Strigeidida, Schistosomatidae.